Messenger RNA from Mus caroli (Ryukyu mouse), 2755 nucleotides. It is a transcript of the gene Ccdc34, whose product is annotated as coiled-coil domain containing 34. The record is from RefSeq and is a predicted model, not a curated record. Lineage: Eukaryota; Metazoa; Chordata; Mammalia; Rodentia; Muridae.
AAAGCUGGCGCUGAUUGGUCGGACGGCGCGCGCGGAGCCUGCUGGGAGAACGGGACUCCGGCCUUGCUCGGGCCGUUUGAACUUGGCGGGCCUGAUGCGGGCCGCACGGCCGUGGCGGGCCGCCUCUCCGGCUCCGUGCACCCGCUACCUCGCCCGCUGCAAGCCGGGCUUCCGGCCCUCCUCGAGCUUUGUUGUCGACCUCUUAGUGGAUUCUGGAGAUCCAGGGCUGGAGGAUGUGGCGUUGACCGAGUGCUUGUCGCCGCCGUCUCUGAGCUGCAGCAACUCCACCCUGUCCCUGUUGUCUCCCCUUGGCCACCAGAGCUUUCCGUUUGGUGCGGACGACAGUGAGGGGGAGGAUGAAGAGGCCCUGGACGAAGAUGCCCGUGAGUCAGAGAGCAAGGUGGAGAGCUUGGAAGGAAUAGAGUUCCAGCGGCGCUCCAGCUGUGAAGUUGAGUCGCAAGACAAACAAGAAGAGAAGCUGGUGCUGUUACAGGACGGCAGUCUGACACCAUGGGAGAUGUGGUUUGUUGGCAAGGAGAAAGAAGAGCGUGGCCGGCUACAACAGAAAGUUCUGGAGGAAUUAAAUCAGCAAAUAGAAAAAAGAAAAGAAAUGGAAGAACGUGAAAAAAGAAAGAUAAUUGCUGAAGUAAAGCACAAGGAAUGGGUUCAAAAGAAAAAUAAGCAGGAAAGGAAAGAAAGGGAACAAAAAAUUAAUAAGGAAAUAGAAGAAAAAGAAGCAAAAAAACGGGAGAAAGAACAUUUGCAAGAAAAAGCAAAAGAAAAAUAUCAAGAAUGGUUGAAGAAAAAAAAAGCUGAAGAGUGUGAGAAGAAGAAAAAAGAGAAGGAAAAAGAAAAGCAACGGCAAGCAGAAUUACAGGAGAAAAAGGAAAUUGCAGAAAAAAAGUUUAAAGAAUGGUUGGAAAAUGCGAAAACUAAACCUCGUCCGGCUGCAAAGAGCUAUGGUUACUCCAGUGGGAAGCUUACAGGUUUUUACAGUGGAAAUUCCUACCCAGAACCAACUUUUUAUAACCCAAUUCCUUGGAAGCCAAUUCAUAUGCCCCCUCCUAAGGAAGCUAAGAGUGGACCCGGAAAGAAGAGUAAACGACCUGCAACGACUCAGCCACUCCCAUCGUCAUCCCUGGCAGUUCAUAAUGCCAAGAGCAGCCUUUGCCUUGGAGCUCUGUGCCGAGUACAGAGAUAGUGUGCACAGAGCAUACCUAGCUACCCGGAGCUUACAUUUAAAAUCAGAAUAUUUUUCUUAACACUUCCUAAUCAGUAAAUCAACAUUUGAUGUGGUAAUUAACAGGUACCAAAAUUUUAAAUUUGUAUGUGGAAUCCUUAGAGUUAAAGAUAGUUUUUAUAUUUUGAUUUUUAUAGACCGUUAAGGUUGAUCUAAUGAUUGUGUUUUAGUUUUUAUUAAAACUCACUACAGUAUCAAUAAACCAACAGUCUUUCUUGUGUUCUUUUGUACUGUGUUAUUUGCUUGUGUUAUAUGCUUAGAAACAUACCAUUAAUUUGUUCAAACAGGUACUUCUAAACCUUACCUAAAUUAAAUGGGUUAGAAACCAAGAGAAAUAAAUUUCAAUGUUUACAAUGUUUGUUAACGGUUUUUAGUACAGUUUUCCAUAAAGGAAUUUUAAAGUUUUCCUUUUUGCAUUUAUUUAUUUUGUGUGAGUGUGUAUGUGUGUGGGCAUGCAUAUACUAUAACAUGACUGUGGAGAGCAGAGGCUAGCUUGGAGUGAGUCAGAUCUCAUUUCUACUGUGUGGAUUCUAAGGAUUGAGCUCAGGUCAUCAGACUUGUGCAGCAAGCACCUGUACCAGAAAAGUUGUCCCAUUGGUUCCCUGUGGAGGUGCUUUAAAAGCUAACCGAAAGACUGCUCUGCAGCACAGAAAUAAGAGUUGCAGUUGUUAAGACAAAAUUAUAAAAUACUAUUUUGUGUUGUAGAUCUGAUGUUUUUAUAAUGUUGAGACACUAAUAAUAUGUUGUUAAACUUUAUAAAAUCCUUUUUAUAUGCUUAUAGUUGGAUUGCUGGCUUUGAAGUUAGGGUCACCAUUUUCUCCUUUGUAAAUAAAUAAAUAAAACUGGGAACAUUCUGAUAAAAUCACCACUUUUUUUAGAAGUCUUUUUUAGAUGAUCAAAAAAAUGAAAAUGUAUUUAAAUGUGAUUUCUAUUUGGAAUAUAUUCUGAUUUUGCUAGAUUAGUAAUGUUAAGUUAUUGAAAGUAGUAGUUGGUAAAGAAAUACCAGGAAGAUCUUUGAAGAGUAAUUCUUGGCAUUGAAGAUCUAGAGGAACAGAGAGUUUAGAAUUAGUUUUAUUGGGUCAAAAGCUUUAGAGGCCCAUUUGAACACAGUUAAUUUUAUAGAGAAGAUGGAUAAUUUUCCAUGGUUACAUGCAUACCCACACACAUACCCUAAAUUCUUCCUGAACAAGUUUCUUGUUAUAACCCCCCUACUUCCCAAAUCCACUCCCACUCCCUGAAUCAUAGGCAUUUUAGAUACAUUUGUAAACCUACUUCACAGAUUAGGUUAGCUCUUAGCGCUAACUCUUGAGUAUAAAUCAUAAUACUUUUUGAGAAGUUAUGUAGCUAUCAGUCACUAAAUCAGAAGCUUGAUUAUACGCUAAUUGUAAUGGGAAGUCUGGAGGAUUUUAUGCAGGAUGUUGGCAAGAUCUUGUUUAUAGUUUGUGAUUACUCUGGCUGCUGUGAGGAAGUUGGCUGUGGUCUCCCUUCCCCCCAGCCUGGAACCUGCCUGCUCUA